This is a messenger RNA of Scylla paramamosain (green mud crab), 2049 nucleotides long. RefSeq lists its product as uncharacterized. The record is from RefSeq and is a predicted model, not a curated record. Gene Ontology annotation, cellular component: nucleus; transcription regulator complex. Bases 535 to 1794 code for a protein of 419 amino acids. The transcript is spliced from 4 exons. NCBI's taxonomy places the organism in Eukaryota, Metazoa, Arthropoda, Malacostraca, Decapoda, Portunidae. Gene Ontology annotation, biological process: regulation of transcription by RNA polymerase II.
UUGACAGUUCAGAAUACUGCGUCACGAUAGACCUAAGAAUGCGUCACGUGACGAUAACGCUACCUAGACGGCGCAUGCGUCAAGACAGACUUACAAAUGCAUCGUGAUAGCGUCAUGACAGACCUAAUAGUCAUAGCGGCUUGGCGACGUGGCAACAAAACUCCCCACAGGCCUCACUGGGUGACUGCGGGAAAUAUAAGAACAGGCAGCAACCGAGACCAGCAGUCGUUCGAGUGCAGACAGGGAGUGCGGUGUUGUCACGAUAAUCGUCACGACAGUGCUAAUGAUAGCAGCCUUAUAGUGAUGCAUAUUAGGUAUACGGAACAGUCGUCACGCUAGACCUACACUGUACGUGUGAGACACGACAUCGUCACAACAGAGCUACGUAUUCGUAGACGUGCGUACCUACAUCUGGCAGCGCAGCGUCACCGAGAACCCCGAUAAGCUGGCUGACAAAUCAUCACUACAACGCUCACGCUGCCACCCACACAAGCUAACACCACGCACCACAAGCCACUACUAACCCUUCUCAAGAUGUCCGAAGAUAUAUUUGCGGACGAAAAAUGGAUAUGGGAACCAGAAUGUAUGCACGACACAGACAAUGACCAGCACCAAGCUACAAUAUCACACUCCGAAAGCGACCCACUUGAUACGCCAGUGGAAGUCUAUGUAAUAGAGCAGACUGAAGGUGAAGAGCUCAAUAACACACUUUCCCAACUAAAAGAGGAACCGCAGGAAGAGAACUUCUUCAUGCCACCACCAGCCACACGUUCAGGAGGAACACGUAGGCAGCGUGGUCGAGCUGCACAUCCUGGGCAGACAUUUACUGCCAAGUCCACCAAGAAACGACUUGGUCUCCGCUUCGUAACUACCACGAAAAGGAUGCAGCCUUCCAGCGGCGACGAGUACAGCAGCUCUGAGGAGGCUGAAGGCCAGGUGUUGCACCCCAAGCGGCCACGGGUAACCAUCCUCACUGUGGAACAGGAGCGCAAUGUAGCAGAAUGGCUACAAGAACACGAGUUGUUUUACAACAAGAAACUCAAUGAUUACAAAGACGUUAGAAAGAAAUACCGUUUACUACAAGAGAAGGCUGAUGAACUGAAUGUGCAUGUGAACCAGUUAAGGACCUGGAUUGAUGGGAUGCGAACCAGAUUUGGAAGAUUGUGUGCAACUCGUUCAGCUGUGAUGGAGAUGACAGAGAGAGAGCAGUGGAUUUACACCACCUUCCGUUUCCUGCAGCCACAUAUUGUGCGUUGCCCCACACGUCAGUCCAAGAAACUUCCAACCAGGAAGGAAUUGACAGUGCAGACAGCCACGACGAGCCAGGAUGAGUUGGCGGUGCAAUGCCAGGGAAGUACCGAUACGCCACCUUUAGCCGCACCCUCAUCUUCCACACCCUCGUCGUCGUCGGUCAGGACACCACCCUCUGCGUCUGCUUCCCUAGCAAUCGAAGACCAGGAUCUACUGCAAAAGUUGUCUGAACAGUAUCGCCAGAACCAGGCGAUUGGCAUCCAGAAUAGGCUGCUGUCUGCCUUACAACCCCAGUCGCCUCAUGUGAGGCAGGUGACACACUUCAUGUCGUUUCUGGGGUCCCUGUGUGAGACGAUGACACCGGCGGCAUGGAGGUCCUUCUCGGCCAAGGCACACCAGCUGGCCUUAGAACACCUCACAACGGAAGCCCCGCAACCAUCGCAGCCACCGACACCCGGGCCUGCUGUGCAACCUGUUCUCCAGCGCAAUGACAGCCCUCUGCCAACACAGCAAACCAAGCAGCAGCAACAGCAAAUGCAAUAGCAAAUACAGCAUUUACGGCAACAGGUGGCAGUAAUCCAAACCCAAUCCCACCUCCUGCAGCAGCGUCAACACCCAAGUCUGCCUGACUUUUCUUUCUCCUGUCAUUUUCGGGGAACAAGACUUCUCUGUAGCUACAACUGCUCCCCUCCACACGCCCCACUGCACUCAUCUCCCCCCGGAGCUUUGACAUCAUUCAAGCAGCUAUGAAAUGUAUGUUAAUACGAACGUUAUGUAUGAUAUAUGAAAAUAAAAUGU